This is a messenger RNA of Biomphalaria glabrata, 10173 nucleotides long. RefSeq lists its product as uncharacterized. Gene Ontology annotation, molecular function: nucleic acid binding; RNA-DNA hybrid ribonuclease activity. Bases 5879 to 7300 code for a protein of 473 amino acids. The transcript is spliced from 5 exons. Lineage: Eukaryota; Metazoa; Mollusca; Gastropoda; Planorbidae. The record is from RefSeq and is a predicted model, not a curated record.
CCAGUACCACCUCAUCGUGGUCGCCGCGUGAACACUCCGCUCUUCUGGAGUGGCCAAGGGUACUGGUUGCUUGCCGCUGAUGAAUGAGCAGCCGGCAAGUGUAAAAGGAACUCAAAAGGGUUAUGUCCAGCCCCCCCCCCCUUGUGGGGCCCCGGGGCAACGGUUAGUAAGAGACUCACGGGUUCUCCGAAAAGCGGAUAGCGCUGGACACCAACUCGAAGGUAGGUCGGGUUCUCCUAGGACUCGGCUGAUUCGCGGGUCUCUCUUUGGGCAACGACUGGACUGACUGGCGCGGGCUGCGUCGGGCGGACCGGUUGGCGUCCACGAGCUAGGCUCUAUCUAGCCCGUUCCCUGGCGCGCUAGUGGAGGAAUCCGCCGCGACCAAUGGCAACUCUGACAGUGGGAAUGUCGAGAAACGCGCGCCGCCCCACUCCUGCCUUGCAGGAAACUUAUAUGCCAAACUGUGGCGGUGAUUGCUUGGGCAGGUCUUUGCCUUGCCCUUAGUGGCGACACAAGUAUAGGCCAUGCACGCUGCUGCAUUAGAGCAGUAACUAAGGCCGCCAAUGGCCUUAACCAUACAACUAUGAUAGGCACAGACACAGAAAAAAGCGGGCACGAGCAGACCCGAACAGGCUCCGUGCGCCGGGUAGUGGGCGUCAGGCCUGGACACGAAAAGUCAGCUACUAGUCGCCCCGCAACCUCGAUGAGGGGGAAUUUGUCAGGUCGUGAAAAGUUAGCUAAAAUUCCUCCACCAAAACCCUCUUCUUAACGAACACUGCAUUCGUACCUCCUUCGGAGGUCCGAUUCGUACAAGGUUGAUGGAAGUCUGCCACAACCUCCUGCCGACCUAGAUACACGGCAGGCAAAUAUGACUGGAAGCGAAAUAGUGACGGGAGCCUCCGGCCCCCAAACAACCCAAACUGACACUAGUGGGACUCAACCCACUCCAGGGACUAAGCCCAUAAACACUAGGUCCCUCCUGAUCUUACAAAUUAACAUCUGUGGGGUAAUAUCCAAGGUGUUAGAGCUCUCAAAACUCCUCCACGAGAGGGCAAUAGACGUGGCUUUACUACAAGAGACAUUAACUGGCAAACGCAAUGCCAGUAUCACCGGUUAUACUGCAUUUAAGUGCAAAUGCACAGACUGCCGGGGGCUUAUUACUUAUGUACGCAAGAACGUGGUUGCUACACAAGUCCCCGGUCCACGAGUGCAUGGUCGUACCGACGCCAUCACCCUUGAAGUACAUAAACUCGGUCGUAAACUCACGGUAACUAAUCUGUACAACCCCCCCCCCCAAGCACGAAAUUAGUCUCGAAUAUGACUGUACUAAUAUCAAUACUCACAACGUCAUCGCAGGAGACUUUAACGCUAAGUCUCAACAGUGGGGCUAUGAUUCAACCGACUGUCGGGACAUAAAAUUCACGAAUUCCUAAAUAACUCUAAUUUGUUCUGUCUGCAAAAUAAACAUAUUCCCCAACUCUAUACCAUACCGGAAAAUGCAGCCAAUCUAGACCAGACCUUACUCUAAUUACAGCUAAUUUAGAAUCUCAUAUUCAGUUUCAAGUCUUAGACGACAUUGGAAGUUACCAUAGACCCAUACUAGUCACAAUUGCCCUCAGAGGCCAGUGGUGUAACCCCAAAAGCUCCGCGUAGGUGGAGUUACACCAAGGCGAACUGGCCAGCCUACAAGGCAGCAGUCGACACUGCCCUUAUGAAUCUAGCAGUGGAGGAUAGGGACGUUGACAUCAUAUACGGCGAAAUAACAGCAGCUAUGUUGGGUGCGGCUAAGAGGUUUGUCCCGCGGACUUAUUCUGGCGUAAGGCAGAAACGCGUGUGGUCUCAGGAAUUGAAUAAGCUGGUCCUGAGACGUAAGCGAGCACGGAGGCUUGCUGAACGGAAGGGUACCCCUGAAAUCCGGCGGGAGUACAAUCGGCUUUGCAGAGCCACGAGUGAACUGACUGGCCCGACGCGUCCGGUCGGACCACUGGAACGCUGCCUACGCCGGGAUGGAUCUUCGGGACUCCUCGAAAGCCUGGCGUCUUCUGCGAAACCUAGAGGCCAAAGACACAGCGCGAACGGCUGCCCCUCUAUUGUCACCCAGAGGGCCGGUCUCUACGGUAACCAAAAUGGCCGGCUUGUUGAAUCGACAUUUUGCUAAAAUCAGCAAGCCCGAAAAGAAGUCUGCCAUGCCCAAGGCCCUCAACAAAGAACGUAAGAAGCUCGAGAGGGAAACAGAUGAGCCGGAAAGCCAAGCAACGUGCAACGCGCCCUUCUGUCGUGCUGAGCUGGACAGAGCGAUAGCUAAGUGCAAAAACCGAAAAGCUCCGGGGCCAGACAAGGUUACCCCCGAGAUGGUAAAACACCUUGGGGGCAUUGCGAGAGGUAAACUCCUGGAGUUUAUGAAUCGAACCUGGGCAGAGUCCAGACUGCCCGGGGCCUGGAGGAGUGCUGUCAUUGUGCCAGUCCUUAAGAAGGGAAAAGACGCGACUAACGUGGAGUCCUAUAGACCCAUUUCACUAACCUCAACUCUUGGCAAAGUUGCUGGGCGAAUGGUUAACGAGCGGAUAGUUUGGUCCUUUGAGAGUGCCGGUAACCUGGCGCCAGAGCAGGCCGGAUUUAGGGCAGUCUUGAGCCCGAUCGACCAGGUCACAACAUUUGCACAGGAGGUGGCCGACGGGUUCCAGAGGUCCGAGAGAACAUACGCAGUGUUCAUAGACCUAAAACAGGCUUACGACCGUGUGUGGAAGCAAGGCCUCCAGGGGCGGACUGGCUAUAUGGGCAAACGGGCAAAUGCCCGGUGGGCCGGUACCAAAUGGGCCGGUCUGGUCGCGACCAAAGAAAAAAAAAUUAAAUGCAGACAACUUAAACAAUUAAUUUUGUUUGAAAUUCAACAAGAACAAAAUUUAAGAAUUACACUAUACACUGUACGUGUUAUCAUUUGUAAAACGUUAGACCGUACUUUCUGCUAUGCACGAGCGGCAUGACCUUCAACACUACUUUGAUGUCUUCAAGACUGUUUGGCCUGAUCAUUUUGCUGGUCGGCAUGGGCCUUUGAUGGCACUCCUAUUUUUGUUUUACUCCUUCCCUCACCCGUUUUUUUUUAUGGUUCCAUUGAAAGUUAACGAAAAAGAGGGAUGGGAGAGGUUAAGUUAGAAAACAUUGAUAUAAUUCGUCAAAAGGGGAGACAAUUAGCUCGUUAACAAAACUUAAUAGAAGUUAACUUAAACACAUACACACAGCCGCGAAAUAGCAAACCACUCAACUUAUUCAUAGCUCAAUAUGGGUAUAACCGUAUAAAGUUUCUAGUUUUUGCGAUUUGAAAAGAAAAAAGUACGUUUCUUGUUUAUUUGUAAUAACAUAGAUCUAAAAAUACUACACUUAAGGCUUACGAAAAAAAAAUAUUUUAAUUAAAACAUAAAUCUAGAUCGAAACCGGUAUUCUCCCAUAUUCUUAUCUUAUAUAAUACAGACGUUACUUCAAAAAAGAAAAAUAUGUACCGUUAUGAUUAUAUAAUUAAUGGCAAACUUAUGCUUAGUAUGAAGUCAUUGAUGAUGAAAAUUAUUACAAUAAUUUAUAUAGCGCUGUCACAUCCGAUAUUUAAUGAAAGAUUUAGAAUCAUUUAUAUUUUAAAUAAUAUAUUCAUAUACAAAUCGCGUUUUUGAGAAUGUACUAGGACGAAGCAAGAGCUUUUCACAUUUAGAAGUACCUCUCUAAUCGUUCUGCUUUCUCUUAUCUUGUAAAGGAAUAUAUAUAGUUCGCCCAUCGUAGUUCGAUUAUGACCACUUUGUCAUCCAGGGGGCUGAGGACCUUGCACUGGGGUUUUAUGUCUCCUCGUGUGGCUGGUAAGACCUAUGUGAGCCCGGAAUGUUCGGCUGCACACUAGGCAGGUUAUUCCAGCUGGAGCUAGUGUCAUUGGCGUUGCUUUUCUUCUCUGGCGUUUUUCUUCUACCAUCUUUGUUCUCUUUUCCUCAGCAACCUGUGCGCCGGUUUUCACAGUGUCAUGUGCCUCUGUCUGCCAGGUGGCUGGGUCUAUGCUGAACCCCUUCAGAGAAGCUUUGAGAGUGUCCCUGAAACGCUUUCUUUGACCACCUUGCGAGCGCUUUCCUUCGCUUAGUUGGCCAUACAAGAGUCGUUUAGGGAUGCGGUGGUCUUCCAUUCUGUAGACGUGACCUGCCCAUCGCAGCUAGGACUGCAUCAGGAUUGUGUGGAUGCUUUGCAGACACGCUCUUCGAAGGACUUCAGUAUCUGGUAUUUUGUCUUGCCAUUUGACAUUCAGUAUUUUUCACAGACAUGUCGUGGUAGUGAUUCAGUUUCUUUGCAUGUUAACUGUACACUAUCCAUGUUUCUGAGCCAUAGAGCAAUGUAGGGACGACGACGGCUCGAUAGACCCCUAGUUUUGUAUUUGUGGUGAUACCACUUUAAAAGAAUGGGUUGCCUGAGUCAGCCAGGAAAAUCAAUGACUUAGCAUAUUUUAAGUCACAGAUCAACAUGCAUGACUAGAUUGACACAUGAAAUGCGUAGGACCUAAUUAUUUUUAUUUUUUUGAAGAAACGUCUGUAAUCUAUAAGUAAUAUCAAAAAGUUUGAAACUCAUUAAGGCUGCUAUUGUAGUGCUUAUAGUUUUCAGACUACAUACAUGUAUAAAUAGAAUACAUUAUGUAAGCCUACGAAAGCAUACAUCCAGUUUUCGAUGCGUUAUCAAACUUUAUAUAUUUUAAAUAGAAUUAGGCUUACACCUAUGUUAAAACACAUGGGCGUAGCCGAGAGGGGAGGAGUUCAAACCAUCACCGGCCUCAGAUCUCAUUGUCUGAAAGGGAAACUUUACUUACUUCCCCAUUGCAGUCAACUUAAGCAAACUACAGUCACCAAAUUUCAUGAGCGUAGCCAAAAGGGGUUUUGUGGUUCACCCCCCACCUACAAUACAAAAACUAAAUCAUUUUACCUUUUUCAACCAGUCGCUGGACUCCACUGAAUAGAAGAUUUAGUUUUUGAUUUUUUUAGCGGAAGAAUAGCAGGCUAAUUGCACUGUAGAUACCUCAAAAUAUGCAUUUUUUAAAACUUAAAAUAACGUAAAUAAUGCUUGGAUCCGGGGCUUCGCCUCGGACCCCACUGGGGGAGCUUAUAGCGCUCCCCCAGACUCCCUAGCUGUCCCUUGGCGGUAUAUACUGCCUUUCACUAAUUAUAGGGAGUAUUCUAGGGUAGAAAAAACGUUUGAAAUAAUGAAAGAUAAGAAUGUAAUGAAGAUUAAUUACAUAUACACAGACACUAAUAUAUAUAUUAAUUUGGGAGAGGUUUAAAAUCCCCCCCCCCCACACACACACCGAAAAUAUAUGACAUGACAUUUGUGGGCCGGUUUAUAUGGUAAUGCCCGGGCCGGUUUUGAUACCCAGUCUGCCCUUGAAGGCCUCUAUCUUAAGCUAAGAGCUAUGGGUGUGCGGGGCAAGAUAUACAAUUGGAUACAAUCUUUUCUGUCUGGGAGGAGCACACGUACAAAAUACCAGCACUCCCUUAGCAAGCCAAAACAACAACUCAAUUGCCUGCCUCAGGGCUCCGCCCUGUCCUGUACACUUUUCAUAGCCUUUCUUAAUAAUUUGCCCAGCUCACUACGAUCCAAAAAACUGCUAUAUGCUGAUGAUAUUGUCCUCUGGUCAACCGGGAAGAAAGCCGACCAAAUUCAGGCGGCACUUCAAGCAGACCUCCAUACCAUCUCCUCGUAUUGCGAGGAGAUUCAGAUAAACGUUGCCAAAACAACCUGGUCCCUGUUCAGCCUAGGGAUCGACAUUCUUUAGGCUCCAUUCGAGCUUCAACUCGGUGGGCUGCGACUCCAACGUGAAAAUACGCCAAAAUAUCUAGGGGUGACCCUGGAUAGAAAACUGUCAAUGCUCCAGCACGUCCAGAAUAUUGAACGAAAAGCCUCGGAGAAGUUAGCGUUACUAAGAAAGCUGGCCAGCACAAAGUGGGGUGCCAAAGCUGACAUGCUACGCACAUUGUACUUAGGGGCAGUCAGAUCACAAAUAGAGUACAGCUAUACAGUUCAAGAUUACGCUAGUAAAACUGCCCUCGAAUCACUCGACCGAGUACAAGCACAGGCCCUACGGUUCAUUUGUGGCACCUUUAGGACAAGCCCAACAAACGCUGCUGAAAUCUUAACAAACGUGGCACCCUUACAUCUUAGGAGGGAGAGGGCAGUACUUACGGCCUACGAGCGCUACAAAAGGGGCGACUCUAGGCUACCCACCUCAAUUUUAGUGCGACAGUGGAGAGAGAGGAACCACAUCAAAAUGCGAUCGUUCCUCCAUAUUGCGGCCAAUUUGUCUAAAUCAGCUGGGCUCUCCACUGAUAGAAUCCCUAUUAGGAGAAUUAGUACGUGCCCUCCGUGGAGGAGAUUUCCGGCCCCACAAAUAAACCUGUCCCUGAUAGGGCAAGAGGGAGCCACCAAGAGGCGAUUAACACCUGCCAUUCUUCAAAACUUGGCAUCCAUAACCAUAAAAUCCUACCCAUCAGAUGCCAUUUUCUGCUAUACCGAUGGGUCGGUACUGAGGGACCCCGACAGAUCGGGGUAUGGGGCCCUUAUCGUCUACCCCAACCAGAUUGAACCAGAUAGGCUCUCUGGUCCAUGCGGCUAUGCCGAACUCACAGGGAUAACUAGGGCGUUCGAGGCCAUUAGGGCCCGAAUGCUCCAACGCGAGACUAGUACCACUACGGUGGUGCUGGUCACUGACUCUCGCUCCAGUCUCCAAGCUAUGGGUGGCGGCGGGGGAGGGUUGCCCGUAAUAGAAGAGGCAAUCGGCGCCGCAGAUAACAUCCGCCGAGCUAUUGGAGCUGUCGUUUUCAUUCAGUGGGGGCCUUUACAUUGCGGCGUGAAGGGCAAUGAAACGGCAGACGCCCUCGCAAGGGAGGGUGCUAUGGCAGCCACACACCUCGAAGCACCAAGCACGUACUUACAAGCAACGGCACAAAUCCGAGCACUCAUUCGUGAGAAGUGGUUAAACCGCAUGCGUCACCCAGAUCGCGACGAUCCAUGGUGGCGACUGAGGAGGUCAGAGCAGUCAAUAUUUGCGCAGUGCAGGACGGAACAUUGUCCUAUUUGGGCAUACUUUGCCCGGUUCCGCACUAACUUUGACUCCCGAUGCCGUCACUGUGGAGAGAGCGUCGAAACAGUGUCGCAUGUCUUGUACGAGUGUCCCCAGCUCCGCGAGCUAAGGGGGGACUUGCCUGUGCAGUCACUCGACUUGUAUGGUAGCUAUGAGGCACUACGCCGGACGGCUAAGUUUCUUGCCAGAGCACUACGGGAGGACUAGUCCUUCCUGCUCUGAUGUUUCAAUAGGAGUUCAUCUCAGGUUUCAGCGGAUAGUGGCAAAUGUUUGAUUUUUUUUUUCAAGAUUUCUGGUUUGUUUUUGAAAUCUCGAAACAGUUCUUCAGAUGUACGUAGGAAGCAGUCUAUGACAUACUAAUCAUCUGUAAAUGGUAUGCGUUUUUGUGCAAUUUCUAGUGGUGCCGCAAAGCUUGCCAGAAAAGCAUUACUUGAAGUUUGCUUCUAAUUUUGAGAAGAUAAUUAUCUUGUAACUCAUUUACUGGAAACAACAAACUAUACGUCACAGUCAAAGCACGUGAUUAAGAUGCCAAUUCGUCUUGCGUCAAAGCGAAUUAAAACCUACAUAGAAACAUCCAACGACGGUCAAGAGCUUCCGACGGACUGACAACAGUGACGACGUGUGUAAUGGGAGAGGGGUGUGGUGAAAAGCGAGUACAAGUGGCUGAAAGAUCGAAUAGGCACCUCAUUUUCGUUAAAAGAUUCAGAACUAUUUUUUUUUAAGUUUUGAUUUAAAAAAUAUUUGCGUAUGUAUUAUGGUUCGCGAUCCGCAUAUGGUUCGUGAUCCGCAGGUUGCCGACCCCGGGGGUUAGGGUUUGGUGUACUAUUAGCUCAUUAAUUAAGGAUUUUUUUUUAUUGCUUGUUAAAAAAGCCCCUUGAUAGUGCCUCAUGUCACCUAUUCGGAAUCGCAAGAUGAUUGCUUGGUACAGACUUAGAGUGUGAAAUAAACUCAAUUAUUGCGAACGUGUAGCUGUAAAAAUGUUUUUAAAACACAAGAUUCAUAGGCGUAGUGAGGGAGUCAAGGUGGCAUCAUGCCCAGGGUGCCACUCAGAGGAGCGCCAAAAGAUUUUCAAGACAAAUAGGCCUAUGAUUUGCUGGAAAUUUUUUAUUUAAAAAAAUCAACUUCGUAUCGUCUUGCAUUUUAGGUAGGUUAUUGCAUUGUAAUGAAACAACUCUACUAAAAUUACCAAUAUCUUGGCUUUAUUCAACAAUAUAACAUUGAACAAGCACAAAAAUGUCACACAUGUCUGAUUGUUUAAAGUACUAUGAACACAAUAUGUACAUGACCUUCUGACACGCGCACACGCAGAAAAUAAACAACUCGGUUACACUACAUCCAUCAUUAAGGUCAUUGUGUUAGGAUAGUAGCCUAUACACAGGGCCGGUCUUAGGCCACUGCAACCUAUACGGCCGUAGUGGGCCCCGCGCGAAUUCUAGAUGUAAAGUAUUAAAUUAAACCAUUUUAACUUAUUAUUAAAAGGGUUCCUGGAAUUCUGAAAUUGCAAAAUAUACGAAAAAGUCAUGAAAAUCUGAAAUUAUUAAAAUCUGAAAACUCAUGCAAAUCUUCUUUUAAAAAAUACAUUGUUACAGUCGUAGCGCAUCACGGUGUGCAUGAAUAAUGGUGCGAAUUUGUGUAAUGGAUGGAAGGGAUGUGUAAAAGAGGAAGCCGGGAGAAAUUGACAGGAAGAGAAAUGAAAUAAAUAAUUGAACCACUAACAAAUCUAACAAAGAAAGGACGGAAGAAUGUCAAGAAGCACUGGACAUAAUUAAAACUUUCUUUUCUGGAGCACCGAUUUUGAAAUUACCUGACAAUACUAAAGAAUUUAUUUUGGCUACAGAUGCAUCAACCAUUGCAAUAGGAGGCUGUCUAAUGCAAAAAUGGAAUGGUGUCCCACAUCCUGUUUUAUAUGCUAUCAGGGGCGGACUGGAUGUCAAAAUCGGCCAAGGCAUUUCUAUACCAUCCGGCCCACACAUUGUAUAUCAUAUGACGGGCAUCCGAUUAUAGGUCUAUCUUUCCUCAAAAUCAUUAGUCUACAGAAAAAGGUGCAUGUUGAGUCUAUACCUGCAGAUGUUUAAAGGCCAGACUUUUAACCUUCUCUCAUUUUCAUCAGAUAUUUAUUGCCAAAUUUCAUCAGGAUCCUAUAACACUAUGACCUGAGGGAAAAAAAAGAUUAAUUGCACUCUGUGCUGCAAACUGCCUAUGGGUCACCAGCUCCUGAUUUUUCCUCAGGGAGGACUCCCAAUUCUCAUGUUGGAGUAUGGUUGCAAGGCAGCAGAAGUUUGGUAGCUGGUCAAAGCCCUCCUGCAUGAAGCUUACAGGUAUAAGUUACUCAUGUUAAUGAUAAUAGUUCUGUUGGACCCAAUAUCUAAGCUACACAUGAAGGCCAGGAGUUGGGCUGCUAUUAGAGAAGCAUGCCAUUAAGAAGCAUUUUAUAUUCUUUACCAGUGACAUGAAAAUGAAUUGAUAUUAAAUAAAAUAAGGAAUUACAGAAUUACAAAAAAUGAAGACAGAAUAAAAAAAUUUCCCUGAUUUAAGCAGAAUGCAAUGAUUAAAAUUAGAACAAGAAUUACUAACAAUGUUUUUUUUAGAAAUAACAGUGUUCAACAGAAGUGUCAGUCUUUAAUUUGUGUCAUUUUUCAACUAGCAUUUGAGCUCAAAUAAAAACAUAGAUCAUCAUUUACAAAAGAUCCUUUUUAAAAAAAAAUUUGGUAGUACAUUUGACAUUGAACAUUUUGAUUAAUAACAAACAGAUUUCACUCAUGUAUUUCGACAGUCAGCCAAGACUGUUGUCCAGGGUGUGGCACGAGGAGCCAUACAUGAGCUAGGUAGAUGGGAAUUUUAAGCUUUUGACUAUUCUAAAGAAUAUUGUUGUCAAGUUACCUUUAAGGUUUCUGACUAUUCUAAAGAAUAUGGCUGUCAAUUCACUUUUCCCAUCACCCUACACCCCAUGUCACAAACAGUCUGUCUCCCUAAAUGUUGCAAAUGAUGUCAGGUCAAUAUGCGUCAUGGAGGUCAACAUGCACUAAGUCACCAACAAAACUUUGGAGACAUCCACAAACAUUAACAGAACAAGUUGUAGA